AUGUCUCAAGUAAAAGAAUGUCUACAAACAGCACAAUCAUUUGAAUGUUCAAUAUUGCCUAACGCCGUUCCUAAAGCCUGUAUACAGAAAGCUGAAAAAAAAAAUUGUAGAUUUCAAAAUAUAGAGGCUUGCCAAACACUAAAGAAUCGAUUUCAAUAUGUGCAGCCGUGUCGACGAGAAUCGUGCAAACCAAACGUACAAUCGAACGUGAGUAAUAUACCAUUUACUGACGACUCCGUAUACAAUCAUUCGUACUACCAUCACGAUGUGUGUGAAAAUCGACCGAAGCCUAUCGUGCACAAAGAUCACUUAGUCAUGGCCGGAAAAUUUCAAAACCAAACGUCCCAAAGGAUGAGUUACCCAGUACAAUGUGUAUCAGUAGUGCAAAAAAUCGUGCCCAAAGACAAUUGUCCGGAGAACCAAGGACCUAUGCGGAUGAUGACUACCCAACAACACGAUUAUUACGGACCAUGCGACUACGAAGGCCUCGGACGUGGCAAAAAAAUUAUGCAGUCUGACAGCCUUGUGAUAAAUUCUGACUGUCCAAUGGCGGGGCUCACCACGAGCUCUUGUUCUUACCAACCCGUUUGUGUGAAACGAGAGAAAAAUUUUAAACCGAACCAAUGUUAUACCACUCCCGUGGAAAAAAUGGACUUAAACACAACAAACAGAUCUAGCUACAAGAAAAUAGAAAAACAGGAAAAAAUUCGAACACCGUGGGCUACAAAACUAAGCUAUUGCAAACCAAAUAACGCUAUGAACUACUGUACAAUGUAUAACUACAGUUACAAGGAACCCGGUGCGUACAUGUACAAGGAUAAUUGUGGCGAUACAGUUAAUCCCAUGGCGAACAGUAAUUUAGCAAAAAACUGUUGUCCGUUCACCUGUCUGGCUGACAAUGUAGAUAGCGAACUUAAAUCAAAAUUUACAAAAGCACAUCAUUUUGAUGAUUAA
Messenger RNA from Rhopalosiphum maidis (corn leaf aphid), 954 nucleotides. RefSeq lists its product as uncharacterized. Gene Ontology annotation, cellular component: cytoskeleton; sperm flagellum; ciliary basal body. The transcript is spliced from 8 exons. NCBI's taxonomy places the organism in Eukaryota, Metazoa, Arthropoda, Insecta, Hemiptera, Aphididae. Gene Ontology annotation, molecular function: microtubule binding. Bases 1 to 954 code for a protein of 317 amino acids. Gene Ontology annotation, biological process: microtubule anchoring. The record is from RefSeq and is a predicted model, not a curated record.